ACAAGAAACCCACAUUAUAUUACUUUUGAGAUCGAACAGAUCGCCUCAGUAUAAUCCUCUGCGGUCUCACACUCGAUCCUUCUGCCUCGUCUUCGAUCACAAAGUUUAUCAGACCUCUUGCUGUGGAGCAGUACACAGGCAAAGCAUGUCUCUCUGGUUGGGUCUGAGAAGGGUUUCCCAAUCCUUCAAGACCUUAAUAUGCCACCGUUCCUCGGCCCAUCGUCCCUUCACCACUCAAUCUUGCAGCCGCCGAGUCCUGUUCUUUGUCAGGAACCUGUGGGAGCUACACUUUUACUCUGCAAAAAUCCAAAAGGAUGGCACCCUAGGCCCUGCCACUAUGCUCCCCCCAAUCCCUUCCCUAGGACCUUUCGCACUCACCAAUUCAUGGACGAGGACAGUCCUCAACGGUAAGAUCUUCAUUUCCUUGACCAGACAAUUGGUCUUGUAUAGAUCCCCCACCGGGUUGGAAUACCCUCUUCCCGGUCGAUUCCACAUCUACAGUCCUGACACCGGCGAGGACUACACUCUUCCUGAGGCUCCCCCUCUCCCUUUUCCCGUUAAACUUUUGGAAUUUGAAGACUAUAAUGAUUGCUACUUUGGGUUUGAUACUUUGUCCAAUGAGCACAAGGUCCUCCUUGUUCAAACGCUUCCAGACUCUCAAAACCCAUUGAACCCAUUGAAGAGGCUUUUUUGGGUUUUCACACGGAGCAGCGGAUCAUGGAGUCGGAUACACCCUUUUCCCCCUGAACAAGUAUUUGGUUUUCCAAAAAAUGAAGAAGGAGACGUUAUUUUUGCUAAUGGCGCAAUUCAUUGUAUUUAUGAUCCCAAAAGUGGUCCGUCAGAUAAAUAUAUAUUGGCUUUUGAUAUGUCGGAAGGGCAACUUAGAAAGAUCCCGUAUCCUGAUGAUUCGUUCUCUGGAGAGCUAACUCAAUUUGGUGGAUAUUUGGCUUUGAUAGAAAACUCGUCAUUUUUUCCAUUUGGGUCGCGGAAGGGGUUGCCUGGCGUGGAGUACGACAAGUUGCAGUUAUGGAUAUUGAAGGACUACAAGAAUCUCAAGUGGGUUAAGGAAACAAUUCAUUUACCUUUUGGUUGGAUGAAGAAUAACCUUCUUCUUGCCUUCGACUAUAACACUGGUGAGAUGUUUCUAAAACCGGAGGUUAAUCAAUACUUCACUGAAUACUUCAUCUAUUAUAAUACGAAGACGGGAACUAUUAGGCAUCUUGAAGCCACCGGAUUCCCCCCUUGGUGCAAGGAGUCGGUACAUGCUUACGUUCCCAUCAUUGAGGUUAAUUUCGAUGAUAAGGAGAGGCAGAAAAGUUUCUAAAAAGUCAAGCAGCAAGCAAGUGUAGAUGAUAAAGGGGAUGAUGAGGCUAAUUCAGCAAUAGAAACAAUCAUGCGCGCACAUACUCGAGUACAAAACUGCUGCUUCUGUUGUAAACUGAUGUAAUUUUUUUUUUUAAAAGGAAUAAUGAUAUGAUCUCACAAUAUUCUCCUAUAA
Alnus glutinosa is the source of this 1498-nucleotide messenger RNA. RefSeq lists its product as uncharacterized. Lineage: Eukaryota; Viridiplantae; Streptophyta; Magnoliopsida; Fagales; Betulaceae. The transcript is spliced from 2 exons. The coding region runs from base 146 to 1324 and encodes 392 amino acids. The record is from RefSeq and is a predicted model, not a curated record.